AUGUCCUUGUGCAAUCCUAUUCUAGGAGAACGCCAGAUUCUGCCGGAAGGAAGGAGUGUGGAUGAUGAUAUGAUUACAGGCGGUUUUGGCGUUGAUCCGUCCACUAAUCUUUACAAGGUCCUACUUGUCCAUUCAGAUAUUGGAGGUAAAAGUUAUAGUGAGAUUUUUACAGUUGGAGUUGAUGUUAAUUGGAGAAUCUUAGAGAUGGUAAAUUGCCCUUAUGUUUUGGAUCCUCAAGGCCUGCUUUUUCGAGGAGCCAUGCACUGGAUGGCUCGGGAGCGUACUUCUAACACGAGGAUAGCUGUGUUCAUAUAUGCAUUUGAUAUUGGUGAAGAAAGAUUUAGGUCAAUAAUGGCACCACCCCUUGACAUGGAAACGAAUAAGGCAAGAUCUCUCUUGGUAUUAAGAAAUUGUCUCUGCAUAUCAUCUUUUGCUUACCAUGAUUCUCAUGAGCUCGAUAUAAGGAGAAUGAAGGAAUACGGGGUCGUGGAGUCGUGGUCUAAAGAGUACUCCAUACGAGAAAAUUGGGUUUCAAGAUGCUGCAUGGCUUUAUUAGAGAAAAUUUCAUCAGUCAAAAUUUGGGGAUGGGGAGAUGAUUCAGUUCUAGUAUCAAUUAGUACGUCUGAAUUUGUUUGUUGCAAUCUAGACCAAAGGAAGCACACCAAACUCGAAAUUGCCAACAUAAAGCAAAUAGAGCAUCCUGCACUGGAGUCACCAACUUAG
Molecule: messenger RNA, 723 nt
Organism: Coffea arabica (coffee)
Lineage: Eukaryota; Viridiplantae; Streptophyta; Magnoliopsida; Gentianales; Rubiaceae
Product: F-box protein At3g07870-like
Molecular function (GO): protein binding
Source: RefSeq, a predicted model, not a curated record